This is a messenger RNA of Temnothorax curvispinosus, 2658 nucleotides long. Its product is annotated as switch-associated protein 70-like. The record is from RefSeq and is a predicted model, not a curated record. Gene Ontology annotation, cellular component: nucleus; cytoplasm. The transcript is spliced from 9 exons. The coding region runs from base 500 to 2113 and encodes 537 amino acids. Lineage: Eukaryota; Metazoa; Arthropoda; Insecta; Hymenoptera; Formicidae.
GCAGCGGUUCAGCCCAAGUUGCAGCCAGUGCAGCUAAAAGAAACAGACCCAGGGCCGGCCAGGGCCCAGGCCCAGGAAGCAGGAGGACCAAAGAUUCAAGAUCCAAGGAGAGCACAGAUGUCUCGUGACUCUCGUGUCUCGUCACUCGGGCUCGGGAAGAACGGGGAACGAGGAACGAAGCGAGAGACGGAGAUAACGGGGAAGGGAAGAGACACGCCAUUCGCGGCCAUUUAGAGACGAAAGAUAAAUAUUAUGCGCUCGCCGAACAUUGUCUGAUUGGCGUCAUUGGCGAGGCGCGAUAGGCGGAUGCGGACGCGGACACGAGGAUACAGUGAUACACUGAUACAGAAGGAUACCUAUACCUACGUCAGGGUCGUCAGGUAGACGGAAAAAGACAGAAGGAACGAGAGCGGUUAGCGGAGUGCGGAUUGCGGACACUGCGGAGGACACCUGUUGCCGUCGAGUGAGCCGAGUCAGGCGAUCGCGAAUCGCGAUCGCGAUGGCCCACCUGCUCAAGAAUCUCACCAACAGUAUUUGGCAUGCGUUUCACGCGUUACAGGCCGAUGCCACCAACACGGUCGCCAAAUCCAAGUUAAAGGUCCUGACAGCCAACAUUGGUACUAUGAUGGACUUGUACGGCGUGGAGAAAGGCCUGGAGCAUUACCGGAGUACUCAGAGUUUAACGUUCGAUCAGUACAUCUAUUACUUACAGAAAGAAGUGUUCUCCUCUGUAACCGACGCUACUUCUGUACAAACGUUGAAGAGCUUGGAAAACGGGAUAGAUGAGAUUUGCUGGUUGGUUUGUAAAAAGAUGUACCUGGAGAGAUCCCAUCCGGUCUUUGAUGAUCACAGCGUUUACCAGUUGUUCAGAAUUUACUGUCUGCUGGCCGAGACAGAGUCAGAUAUGACAGAUUCUUAUCUGGUAAUAAUGCAUGGCGACGAGGUGGCGCGAAUCGCUUCCCAUCUAGUAAUAUCCUUAGGUCUGCAGUGGGAUGCGGCAGAUUUCUCAGCUCUAUCAGCGGCUAUCGGGAUAUUUAGGUUUUCCACGUUUCUGGCGGUUUUGGAAUCCAAGUAUAGUGGCGGUAAUACUUUGGACACUAUAGCGUUGACAGAGGCGAUCGAUGAUCUCCACCAGAUUUACGUAGAGAAUGUAGUGAAAAAGGGCUACUUGAUGAAAAAGGGCUUCCUGCUGCCAACGUUGCGGUACUUCUGGUUUGUGCUGCGUCCUGGUGAAUUGACGUAUUAUAAAGAUCCCCAACAGAAAGAACCGUCCGGAUUAAUACUGCUGAAUGCAAAUUGCUGGGCCGAUACGCUGACAAACGGUGGAAAGCCCGAUAGAAGAUUCGUGCUGAGCACCCCCGAACAUAGAUGCAUCGAGCUAGUGGCAGAGGAUCACAAAGGCAGACUGCAGUGGCUCGCGGCAUUGCAAACGGCCAUUCAGCAUUCGGGCGAGAAGAUCGGCUAUCAGAGAAGUUUGGCCAAUCAAAGAAGAUCCUUGCGACAAGCUACUAAACAGGAAAAAGAAGAGACCAAGCUGGAACUACAGCACGAGAGGCAGGCUAGAAUCGCCGCCGAGAUCCAAGCUCGGAAAUUGGAAACUCUGUCAAAGGAGGAAGGUGCCAAGGUUCAACAACUAGAAGAUGUUAAACAGAAGCUAGAAUUACUGCUACAAGAAGAAAAGCAGGCCCUACGCGACGAGGAAAUAGUACGAAAUUUACAAGCGAGAGUACUACGCGAAGAAUGGGAAAAGAGAGAACAAUUGGAGAGAUUGCAGCAGGAGCAACAAGAAUUGCUGGAGAUGGAGAAGAUGAAAAGAAUGGAAUUUGAGCGGAUGCAAAAAAAAAACGAGCAACAGUUGCAAGAUGCCGAACUGCGACUCCAGCAGCUAGAAGCGGAGAGGGAGCAAUUGGAUGCCGAGUUGCGCGCUGCGCGCGAAAAGGUGCAGCACGCCGAAGAGGCUCAACUUCUACUAGAAGCACAAAUCGUCACGCGUCCCCUGAGAGGAGGUGAGAGGAUCCGACGUACUCAGAGCUUUAUACCCACAACGAAAGAGCGGCCGUUGUCCGUAGAGAAAAUCGACAGCAGACCUAAGACAUUGCAGAAAAAUAUAUGACAUACGCUGCGCACCAACGACAGCUAAAAGAUCGAUGCGUUUAUCGCCCGACUUGCAUUUAAGUCUUCCACCAAAUAGAAUAGCACAAAGAGCCUAUAGAAUCUAUUGUACGUUGCGGGGCAACUAUAUUAUAUCUUCGCGACGAAAAAAUUCCAUGCGAGCUUCGAAUUCGAUAGUUCCUUGAUUCUUGAUGCCUUGCUUCAUUCGCAAUCUUAGCCAAAAAGUAUUUAGUAUUGCAUGUACAAAUUUUGUAUACGUGAAUUUCCAUUCCUUAUUAUCGCGAAAAUAAUGUGAUCUUUAUCUUGUAAACGACAAGAUAUAAUUUCCACCUAACGUAUGUAUAUAAAUAUCACAUAUAAAUAUAUACAUUUUUUCUCACGGAGCGUAUUAUCAUAGAGUAGGAAAAUAUUUAACGCGAAUUUAUAAUUAAUCAUGUUAAUCAGAAUUGUAAAAUGUGCCCAACAAACAGAUGGGGAAAUAUUUUUGUAAAAUUUUAUAACAUUGACCAAGUUUUCAUACAUGAAUAAAAAUUUCGUAAUAUUUUA